Molecule: messenger RNA, 4061 nt
Organism: Jaculus jaculus (lesser Egyptian jerboa)
Lineage: Eukaryota; Metazoa; Chordata; Mammalia; Rodentia; Dipodidae
Gene: Csnk1g3
Product: casein kinase 1 gamma 3
Exons: 14
Coding region: 391-1761 (456 amino acids)
Biological process (GO): positive regulation of canonical Wnt signaling pathway; signal transduction; endocytosis
Cellular component (GO): plasma membrane; cytoplasm; nucleus
Molecular function (GO): ATP binding; protein serine/threonine kinase activity
Source: RefSeq, a predicted model, not a curated record
CUUCUCAGAGAGCAUGAACUGAGUGUCAGGAAACUGAACCCCUCCUGCUAAGGGAGGAAGAAGAAAAGUCCUUUUUUUUGUUUCAUUCCUGCGGCUACUUUCAUGGUGGUGAUGUGUGUGACAUUUGGCGACAAAGGCUUGCUGUUAGUACCAGAAGUGCUCACAUCAUCAGGAAAAUAAUUUUGAAGAUAUAUUUUGCUGAACGGACAACUGAGAACAAUUUUACGAAUGGGAUGAACACGCUCCAGUUGACUGACUACCUGCUGAAAUUUGAAUGUUAAUAUUACCCAUCUGGUACAGUUUCCUAGUGAUGUACCUACUCUCACAAAACCCUAUUUCAGCGUACUUGUCUUGAUUAAAGAAUUCAAAGUGGAGUACCGCAAACUUGAUAUGGAUAAUAAAAAGAAAGACAAGGACAAAUCAGAUGAUAGAAUGGCACGACCUAGUGGUCGGUCAGGACACGGCACUCGAGGAGCUGGGUCUUCGUCAUCUGGAGUUUUGAUGGUUGGACCUAACUUUAGAGUUGGAAAAAAAAUUGGAUGUGGCAAUUUUGGAGAAUUAAGAUUAGGAAAGAAUUUGUACACAAAUGAAUAUGUGGCAAUUAAACUGGAGCCCAUGAAAUCCAGAGCACCGCAGCUACAUUUGGAAUACAGGUUCUACAAGCAGUUAGGAUCUGGAGAUGGCAUACCUCAAGUUUACUAUUUUGGCCCUUGUGGUAAAUACAAUGCUAUGGUGCUGGAACUGCUGGGACCUAGUUUGGAAGAUUUAUUUGACUUGUGUGAUAGGACAUUUUCUCUGAAAACAGUGCUCAUGAUAGCUAUACAGCUGAUUUCUCGUAUGGAAUAUGUCCAUUCAAAGAACUUGAUAUACAGAGAUGUCAAACCGGAAAACUUCUUAAUGGGACGACCGGGAACUCAUACCCAGCAAGUUAUUCAUAUUAUAGAUUUUGGUUUGGCAAAGGAAUAUAUUGAUCCAGAGACAAAGAAACAUAUACCAUACAGGGAGCACAAGAGCCUUACGGGAACAGCUAGGUAUAUGAGCAUAAACACACACUUAGGAAAAGAACAAAGUAGAAGAGAUGAUUUAGAAGCAUUAGGUCACAUGUUCAUGUACUUUCUGAGAGGCAGUCUUCCUUGGCAAGGCUUGAAGGCUGACACAUUGAAAGAGAGGUAUCAGAAAAUUGGAGAUACGAAGCGAGCUACACCAAUAGAAGUGUUAUGUGAAAAUUUUCCAGAAGAAAUGGCAACAUAUCUUCGUUAUGUAAGAAGGCUAGAUUUUUUUGAAAAGCCAGACUAUGAUUAUCUAAGAAAACUUUUUACUGACUUGUUUGAUCGUAAGGGAUAUAUGUUUGAUUAUGAAUAUGACUGGAUUGGUAAACAGUUGCCUACUCCAGUGGGUGCCAUUCAACAGGAUCCUGCUCUGUCGUCAAACAGAGAUGCACAUCAGCACAGAGAUAAGGUGCAGCAGUCCAAAAAUCAGUCGGCAGACCACAGGGCAGCUUGGGACUCCCAGCAGGCAAAUCCCCACCAUUUGGGAGCUCACCUUGCAGCAGACAGACAUGGUGGCUCGGUACAGGUUGUAAGUUCUACAAAUGGAGAGUUAAACACAGAUGACCCCACUGCAGGGCGUUCUAACGCCCCCAUCACAGCCCCGACCGAAGUCGAGGUGAUGGAUGAAACCAACUGCCAGAAAGUUUUGAACAUGUGGUGCUGCUGUUUUUUCAAACGAAGGAAAAGGAAAACCGUACAGCGUCACAAAUGACUGUGGACACUGGAGGUCCAUGGGCAGGCACUGAUGUGUCCAUCUGCUGUCUGAGGACUAGAAUCGUCUCUGUACAUUUUCAAGGACUCACUCUUAGAAACAAAAAAUGUCACACUUUCAUACUUCAUUUUGUUGUUGUCUUAAUUUCAUUUUUGUUCUAAUUUAACUUUAUGGAAGCUUUAAAGUUUUGUCAAAACAUGAGUGCUUUGCCCAUCAGUGAAUGGAAUGGACCAAUGCAGUGCCGUUGAUGUGUACAGUUCUGUAGGACGGUUUUCAGAAGCGCUUGUCCUGUUGUAGAAAGCAGUAUCUUAAGUGUCAACUAAUUCUAAACCUAAUUUGAUUUUUUUAUGUCUUCUGUAAAAAUAUAAUCAGACAAAUUUCUUCCCAGUGGACUGUACAGCAGAGUAAAAUGAUUGCCCAGAUACCGAAACCGAUGUUGAGAAGUUCCUGACUUGUGACACGUGUGUCGACUUCACCGAGACUGACGGUGCUGUCCUGGAGGAGUCACGUUAACGUUCGCCGUGAAGUCAUGGCACGGCCACUGCCCAGCAGCACUGAGGAAAGGGCCAUGUGGCUUUGGCAGCAGCUGGCGAGCGGAGCGAUGGGACGUCCAGGAAACACGAGCUCGGCUGCUGCUGCACCACCGUGUGCAGCAUGUGCUCAGCAGUGGGAAAAGCGCGUUUUUUUAAACAAUGCAAAUAUCUGUAUAAUGUAACUUUAUGCUUCCAGAUAAUAAUGUAUGUUAGAGAGCAAGAAUUGAAUACUUGGAAACUAAGGUAUGCUGGAGUUUAAAGAACUACACUAAGGAAAGGAAAUAAAUGUGAACCUUGUUGCAGUGUGUAAGGUUGAACCCUGAGAAAGUCCAACUGUAGCCUACUGCUGAAUGGCCACAUUCUUCCCUAAGCAGAAACCUUCCAGUGUGCAACGAAAUGGUGUCUGUUUAGUGUGUUGGUCUGUGAUUAAGAAAAGAAAAGGCUCCCAGCAAUAAAACCUGGGCUGCUCUAUUGCCCUGAAUACAUGUUGUGUUCAACCUUGCAGGUUCUCUGGAAUUUUCCUACUCCUUAGGGUAAUUGUGAUCAUUGGAAAAUGCUUUGUUGACGAUGGUCAGGUGCUUUGCCUCCAUAGUCGUUUGAAGUGCCUGCAUAUGAACAAAGUGACAGUUGUUUGAAAAGGAAGUCCGUUCCGCUUUUCAUUUAUGCUCUGUGGUAAGCCAUGAAGACACAGAUACGCUUUUGUCGUAGUCAGCUAGCCAGCAUUUUCAAUAAGAGUCAAAAGGUUUGGCUAGACACUUAGAGGAUCAGGUCUCGUUCUCAUUGUCGUUCGUGACUCGUCACUUCUUCAUGCCGUCUCUCUGUCUAUGUGUGCAUCUCCAGGUAUGCUUAUUUAUUUUUUUUGUCUCAAAGUAACAUUUAAAAUAUAUAUUAAAGUAAGUGAGUCCACAUUUUUUUACUUCAUUAUUGAAUUUACAGGUAUUUAAUUGUACUUUGUAAUUUAUUUUUCUUAUUAGCCAAAAGUUCAAUGCCUUGUUUUUGUUUUCCUUUAAUGAAUUAGGCACCCACAUGAGCAUCACAGAUCAGGAUAUCAUUAUCAUUGUUGGUCUGAACUGUAGGCACUAUCUUUUCUUGAUUUUAAAGACCUACACUCAGCCUGCAAAACAUUUGCUGUAUAAUUUGGUCAACAGUUUCCAUUCUAUCUGUUUGAAUACUGUCAUGAUGUCUAAACUACAGAGUUAAAUACUGAGUUUUUAGUUUUGUAUGCUUUGAGCAAGAUAGAUGGAUGUUUUGGCCAUUAUAAUGUGAAACCACUUCUUUCUUUACAGUAUUUGACCAAAUUUAUGUCUGUGACAUUUGUACAUACAUGUGAUAUCUGUAUUUCGUAUCAUAAGCCUGUUUAGUUUUAUUCUCAGUAGGACUUUUUGGACUGUACAGUGUUUAUAUGAUCUGAACUCCUUAUACAUAAGAAGGUGUGUAUAUUAAUCCAAUUAUGGACUUAAAUAUUUUAAAAAUAUAAAUACCCUUAUUUGCUGCAAAGACCAGUGUGUAGGACCUUUGCUUUUUAGCAAUAUUUUUAAGUGCUCCAUUUUAAUGCCAGAGAGUAAGUCUUUGGUAACACAAACUGGUCAGUAAUAGGCGAUGCAGGUAUGUUCAGGUUAAGCCAACAAUGUUUUGCAUUUUUAUGCUUCUUUUUUGUCAACACUAAUGAAUUCAACAUUGCCUGAAUGUCUGAAUACUGAAACAUGUCCCUGUUUAAAAGUAUGUAACUGAAAAAGAAAUAAAAAAAUAAAGGUAGUUUUUUUUUAA